Telopea speciosissima is the source of this 2447-nucleotide messenger RNA. RefSeq names its product protein indeterminate-domain 4, chloroplastic-like. The record is from RefSeq and is a predicted model, not a curated record. The transcript has 6 exons. NCBI's taxonomy places the organism in Eukaryota, Viridiplantae, Streptophyta, Magnoliopsida, Proteales, Proteaceae. Gene Ontology annotation, cellular component: nucleus. Bases 504 to 2363 code for a protein of 619 amino acids. Gene Ontology annotation, molecular function: DNA-binding transcription factor activity.
CGUGUGUGUGUGUGUGAUGGUGGGGAUGUAUUAGAAUUAAAUCAUAGAAAGAAAAAAAGUGAUUGAUAAUUAUGAAGUAGAAAGGACUAGUGGAAGAAUAAGAACAAUAUUCUCAAUAAGAAUAACAAGAACAAGAGAAGAAGAAGAAGAAGAAGUAGAGAAGGAAAGGGGUCUUUGGCUUGUUUGUUUUCUUCUCUUCAUGCCUUGAGUGCAACUUGUUGAGCUUUUAGAUAUAAUUUUCUUUUGGUGAUUUCUUUGUUUUUUGUAUUUUCAUGAUUUUGUUGGAAUUUGGAAGUUUUCAGGUUACUACAGUGGAGUUAGAUCAAUACCCACCAGUUAGAAUUUCCAUUUUUUGGAUUCUGAGGGAGGGUAGGGACUAGAGAGGAAGUUGAGAUUUCAUGUGUAGUAGUGGAAAUUUUGGCUGAUUUUUCAGUUUUUUAGGUUGGUGAGAAGAACAAGAAGUAGAACAAGGAAGAAAAGGGAAAGAGAGUUGUUGAUCGAAGAUGGCUGCAGCUUCAUCGUCGGCGGCGUCGGCGGCGGCAUCUUUCUUUGGAAUCAGAGAAGAAGAUCAAAACGAAAUAAAACUGCAACAACAGUCCUUGACACCCACUUCAUCAACUGCUCCAACCACAGCACCUCAGAAGAAAAAGAGAAAUCUGCCAGGAACACCAAAUCCAGAUGCAGAGGUGAUUGCACUAUCUCCCAAGACUCUAAUGGCCACAAACCGAUUCAUUUGUGAGGUAUGCAACAAAGGGUUUCAAAGGGAGCAAAACUUACAGCUCCACAGAAGAGGACAUAACCUUCCUUGGAAGCUUAAGCAAAAGACAACAAAAGAGGUGAAGAGAAGGGUUUAUUUGUGUCCUGAGCCCACUUGUGUCCAUCAUGACCCUUCAAGAGCUCUUGGAGACCUCACAGGUAUUAAGAAACAUUUCUGUAGAAAACAUGGAGAGAAGAAAUGGAAGUGUGAUAAGUGUUCAAAGAGAUAUGCAGUUCAGUCUGAUUGGAAAGCCCAUUCCAAAACCUGUGGCACUAGAGAAUACAGAUGUGAUUGUGGAACUCUCUUCUCAAGGGUUUGUUCUCUUCUGGGUGGGCUAGAUGUGACCUGGCUCAGCUCUUGCAGACGUGAUAGUUUCAUCACCCACAGGGCCUUCUGUGAUGCACUAGCUCAAGAGAGUGCAAGGCUACCCACUGGGUUAAACACAAUGGGAAGCCAUUUAUAUGGAAAUAGCAGCAUGGGUUUAGGUCUAUCUCAAGUGGGUUCACAGAUAUCCUCAUUACAAGAUCAAAACCACCACAGGUCAAGUGAUUUAAUGCGAAUUGGCGGUGCCGGAGGAGCACAAUUUAAUCAUCUCAUUUCACAAUCGAAUCCGUCUUCAUCGUUCCGGUCACCUCAACAAACCCAUUCAUCUGCCUUCUUCCUACCAGGAGCUUCAAAUCAAGAGUACCAUGAAGAGCCCCACCAUGGACUAUUACAAAACAAGACCUUCCAUGGACUAAUGCAACUUCCUGAACUUCAAAGCAGUACAAGUAAUUCAUCUUCUUCUGCAGCUGCAGCUGCUGCCAAUCUCUUCAAUCUCAGCUUUUUUUCCAAUAGCAGCACCAGUAGCAGCAUCAAUAAUAGCAACAAUAUCAACAAUAACAACAGUCAAUUGUCCUCUUCUGGGUUACUAAUUCCUGAACAGUUCAAUGGAAAUGCUGGUGGAGAAGGAAAUUCCCUCUUUUCUUCUAACCUAAUGGGUGAUCACAUUGGGUCAAGUGUCUCUUCUCUUUACAACUCAGUACAAAAUGAAGUUGUUAUUCCUCAAAUGUCUGCAACAGCUUUGCUUCAAAAAGCUGCUCAAAUGGGUUCAACAGCAAGCAGUGGAAGUGGUUCUUUGGUUAGAGGUUUUGGCAGUUCUUCAUCAAGUGGUCCUAAAUCUGACAGGUCUCAAUUGACUGCUAAUUUUAGGGCUAAUUUUGGAGGUGGUGGGGGUGAAACAUUAAGGUCACAGAUAGAAAAUGAAAAUCAUCUCCAAGACCUAAUGAAUUCUCUAGCCAACGGUGGCUCCUCCAUUUUUGGACAUGAACAAGAGACCAACUUUGGUGGAUUCAAUACAAACAGAAUGUCAUUGGAACAACACCACCAUCAGAAUACCAAUUUUGGAAACAUGGAAGAACCCAAGUUGCAUCAAAAUCUUACAGUGAGUCUUGGAGGAUCUGAUAGGUUAACCAGAGACUUCUUAGGUGUUGGAGGAAUGGUAAGGAGCAUGGGAGGUGGGUUAUCACAAAGAGAACAACAUGGUAUUGAUAUCAGUUCCCUGGAUCCAGAAAUGAAGUCGGCUUCUGAUCGAUCCUUCGGAGGUGGCGCUAAUCAUCUUCAGUAAAGAUGAUCUUGGCAGAUAGAAAAAAAAAUUUAGGUAAGUGACUGAAAAACCCAGUCAAUUUGCUUUGGGGAAGGGGGGAAACUG